GUUUCUAGGUUGGCGUGACAGACGCGGACCAUGGGCAAAAACCAAAACCAAGCAAAAAGGCAAUGGCGGCUACCCGUUGGACAGCCAGCGAGCUUGGCUACCUGAAAAAUCUCAGAAAGAUGUGAUCUACGCGUCGCGAUCGACGAACGCAAAUUCGAGGUGUAUGGCUUGAAGGUGGGGGAGUAUUGUUACCUGCAAGGGUAGAAAUGGCACAAGGUAUGUGCAGAGGAUGGCUGAUAGACGAAUGGACUUGUUAUUGUAUCAAUUAGACAACGAAUGGUGGUCACUCGCAAAUCAAACAGAAAGAUACUACAGCAAGCAGGAAGGAGUGAAUGAGCGAGCGCACCUAAGUAAUGAGCGAGACUCGGCAUUAUCCUAUUCGCUCGGUCUCGGACUUAUACGCAGCCGAGGAAAUAGAAGUGCUUCUUCUAGAAGAGAUACGCGAUCUGGAACCGCCACCAGCCAUAUAUUCUAAACCCGAAGAUAUUCAAGACUUCGAAAUUGCAGGCAGUAGGACAGGGGGGCGAAUCAGCUCCCAAUCAUCAGACCUGGAUUCACCAGGGGUGAAUUCGACGGUCCAUUCUUGGGAUUCGCAUGCCAAUUAUCAUGGUCACUAUGGUAAUAGUGAUCACAGACUUGGCUCCUCGAACGCCAUGCCUUGGUCUCGCGCAAGUCAUGUGGUUAUUUACUGUGACAUACAAGGACAUCUUAAAACACCUACGGGUGUUGUUAGACUCUUAUUGCUUAUAUCCUCUGCAGCUUGUUUGGCAACUUUAUGCAGUUCUGGCACUGCCAAGGUCAGCAUUUUUAUGCUGCCUUUAGCAGAUCGUUUACGAUUCAUGAUCUUUGUAGCUGUUUUCUGUUUCUUGGUCACUGCAGCCCUUCUCUUCCUUGAUAUUUCGCAUGUCAUUUACAUCCUUCCUUUAAAUUGGACUAAGCUGAAUGCUAUAGUAUUCACUGGCAUAGGCUUGUCAUAUGCUGCGAGUAGCGUAUUACUAGCAUGUACAGUAUGGGAAUACCACAGUGGACGCUGGGCACCAAGACGCACACGUUCCCAACUGACUGCUGCAGCAGCAGUGGGACUUUUUUGUGCUCUUUUAGCGUUUUUACUAUCCUGGAUACAUUGUCGUAGUGGAUCAAGUUGUAAAGGUCAAGAUUCCCGUAGUCAUACCCCAACGCAACUUUACAAACCUGUUGACAAUUCUUCUUCCUCUGGGGUCACUUUGAAGGAACGUAGUCCUAAGAGACCGGCUUCAUGGGCCGUGAAAAAUCAGCAAUCGAAGAAACGCAACGCGGACAGUGACACGAACACUAGUAACGGUGGCCAUCGCGGUAGUAAUCAGAUUGAGAAAUUUAAGCAAGGCGCCAACAAGAAGGACCACUGGGCUACGACCAAGCAACAUAUUUUAGAUACACAUACGAAUAAUGAGGAUAUUCAGCGGGAAGAGACCGAAAUUGAGAGGAGACGGAGAAGACGAAGGAAAGAGGGUGACAGUAGUUCGACCGGUGACGGAAACGCGCCAGGUAGUGGUAAAAUUGAUACUAGCCGUGUUACUGCGGAGGAAGCUAAGAUUAGACGAGUGCCGCGAAAGUUACCUCUACAGUCUACAGUGGAGCAAUCUCAACCGUGGUCUGAUGCCGAACGUAGGAAUAGUGGUACUACGCAAAUUAAAAAUAAAACUAGGCGAACGCCAGUGAACAAUGAAGCACAGAAUUGUUGUGAAAUGAACGAAGCUAGAUCGAUCAAUCGAGUAACUCGAAACGGUCUCCGAAAUUGGGAAGCGGAAUGUACGUCUAGCAAUGGUAUAGAAGAAACUACUGAUGCAAAUGUGGUUCGUAACGCCAUGUGGUCCGGACAGUGGCGCCCACCACCAGAUGAUGUUCAACCUUGUUCUAGCAAAACUAUCGAUCCUUACAGCUUUGCUUGAACGUCUUGUGAAAUACGAAGCACACAUUUUAGGUAAAAAACAAACUUGUUCCAUUAAGCAGUUUCUGUGAACAGUUUGUGACAUAAUGAAAUUUUUUAUAAACCAAGUACAUCUAUAUACUUUACGUUAAACGUUUUCUUUUAUUAAAUUGCAAUAGUAGUUGAUACUUAUUAUAUAUUUAAAAUUUCAUAUCUUUCUCUUCUUUGUGUAUAAACUCAUCUGAUUUUAAUGUUUAAUAUUUUGUAAAUGCAUAGUGUGAUUGAAGUAGAGAAUUGUAUCUUGGUUUUAUAUAUUGCAUCUGUGUUUUCAAUUGUGCAUGAAAUCGGAUGUGAUUUAAAAUGUUAACGUAAAAUAUAUAGAUUACUAUAUUCAUACAUGCAACAGGUGAAAAAGUUUGUAGCCCAAACUUACGGAAUAGGACUUAUCAAGUUUGUCGUUAUCGAAUUUUGCAGGACGAUAUUGUGUCCAAAGAUUUAAGAUCUUGUAUAAAAUUAUUGCUGCCUUGUACAUUUUUGCUGCCAAGAAAAUAAGUUCUCUUUAGUUGUUCGGGUCCUGACGUUUUGCAUCAUACAAAACUAGACUGCCCAACUUUGAUAAGCAAAUAAUGCCACUUCAUUCCAAUCAUGUACCAAAUAAUAAAUCUAAGUAAGUUUUAAUGGGAUUUUGUAAGUAUAAGACCACUAUAUAGCACGUAACACUAAUAUAUAUUUGACUAAUUAUUUCUAUUAUAUUUUGAUGCCAACAUAUUUUGAGCUCCAUGCAUACUUGAAAAAAAGCAUUUAUAUAGAACGUGCAGGGAGAAACCGCCUAUUCUUUAAGAUGAAAGUGUAUAUAUUAAAUCUUAAAAGGAUUAUAUACAUAGUAAAAAUGCAGCUAGACCGAUCUUUCUAUCAAUCCUACAAAGAACGGCAGUUGCAGCUGCAAUUUGCGACUGUAAUUUGUCUAUUUAAAUUUAUAUGUAAUUGUAAAUUCUUGAAACAUAAGCACAAGAUUUCUUUUUAUUAUUCUAUACACAAAUUGUACUUUUAAUAUUAUUUAAGGAAAAGUCCAAUAAUAUAAUUUAUUUAGAAAUGCUUAAAAGACUACGUAAUUGUAAGUAAAGUAUGAGAAAAUUAGAGUUGAUAAAGUUAUGAAACAUUUAAAAACGAUGCUUUUAAUAAAGCUUCUAAUAAAGGAUAAAGGAAAAGAUUAUUAAACGCAAAAUUAAAAUUGCUUUCUACAUUCCUCAUUUAGAUUUUAUUUCAAAUUAGAUUUUAUUUUAUUUUAAUUGAGCUAUGAUUAGAUAGCUUAUUAAUAAUCAAUCAUAUAAUAUUAAAAUCAUGAUAUUUUUUUGCAACGACAAUAUCUUUAUAUAUAUAUUUCACACAAUGGCCUUAUAUAGAAUUUUAAAUUUUUAUUAAAGCAAAUUUUGAGAAAAAUGCUAAGAAUAAUUUUAUAGAGAGAAUUUUUCAUUGACUCAUAAAAUUUUAUGACUUGAUUGGUAUUUUUUGCAUUGGAAGAUCGGUUUGGCAUUAGGUUCCCGUAUAAAGAGAAUAGUAUGCGUGGAACGAGAUUAUUCAUUAUAUUAUUCCAAUUAGCUCACACUCUGAAAUGUGCUCAUUAUAUAACAACAGUAGUAUCAUUCUUGCACGAGGACGGAUUUACAAAUUAUUUAAAUUACAUAAGUUUUAUUUAUAACGUACUCACAAAUUCAAUAGUAUUAAUUAACAAAUAACGUCGGUAUAUAAUUAUCUAUUUUUAAGUUUUAAUUGAGUAUUUUCACACAAUUAAGACUCCAUUUCACUACAGAAAUUAAUAGGUUUUUAACUCAGAUUGAGUUAUUUAAAAAAAAUCCGUCCCUGUACCUGGGUCAUUUAUAAGUAUCUUACAUAGUUUUAAAAUUAUUAGACGAAUAGUAUAUAAUUUAUUGUGUUAAUUGUAUUUAUUAUAUUAAUCUCUUAUUUUAAUGAGAGUCUAGUCAACUCUAGUCAAGCACUUUUUUGUACAACUAUAUCUUCUUAAUAAUCCAUCAAAUUAAAGAGCAAAGUAUUUUUUAGUACAUACAUAUCGUGUUAGAAGUACAAUUCAUCUUAGAAAAAGAAACUGUUGAGCGCUUGUUUCCUGAUUGAUAAUUCCAUUGAGUCCCUUUUAAUAUAUAAUAGUGUCACAUAGUCUUCAGAAAUCCUCUGAUAUCUCGUUUCUCCUUCGUUCAGUGUAUCACGACCAUUAUACGAAUAAAUGUAAACAUAUUAGCUAAUCUUGAUUAAGACAACUAUUUUGUCUGAUAACAGCUAUUUUGUCUUUUGAUACGAUGCCGCGAGUGUAAACACAAAUAAAUUACACAUUUAUCGAACUUUGAUGCGUCGACCUUAAAUCAAUUAAUAGUGUAAGAGAAAUGCGUGUUCAUAUAGAUUCGUAAAGAGAAAUAGCAUAUAAUGCAGCAGCUUCGUUGUGGCAAAUAUCGAUGGUAACUAUUUUGUUGGACACAAUAAGAAACAAUAUGUAACUCUUCUGUAUAUGAUUCAUUAUUGGUAUGCUGAGAAUUGAAAGUGUGAUUAUCUUGAAAUAGUAUUUAGAGGUAAUUGAUCGAAUAAAAAGUCACUUGGCAUAAUAAGGCAAUUAGCUUUGAGCUAAAUCAAAGUGUACAAGCACUGCCAGAGGAAGUAUAAUGCUCUUCGAAUGUAAUGUAAUAUUGAUUAAGUUCUAUUAAUGACUUUACAUCCGAGGCUUGUAAUUUUAUGAUUUGUAAUUCGAACUCGCGCACUUAGCUUCAUGUCAUUUUUUUCUCAUUGUUGUAAUAACAGAUUUUUAAAUGCUAAUUGUUAAAUUUUUCAAAAAGAAAAAAAUGUUAUUUGUCAAAUAAUACUAUCAAAUUAGUAAGGAGCAGCUAAUGGAUUAAAGUCAUUAUUAAAUAUACUACAUAAAGAUUAAACUGCAAUUCAACUUCGAUAUUCGCAACAAUUAUUUGCUUCAACGAAGUUAAUAUAAUAAAUAGCAGUAUGUUUGUGAUACAUGAAAAGCACUGUUUCCUUAGAAUUUGUAUGAAUAAAUUAUCAUUCAGGCAAUAAAUUUCGAUUACGAUUAAUAGACGCAGAUUUCUUUAUAUUAAGCUCGAUUGACAAUGACCUGUAGUGAUAGCAUGACAAUCCAAAUCUGUAUAUGACCUGAGAUCCUUGGAAAAUCAGGCGAGUUAAAAGGAAUUGAUAGGGAAGAUUAUUAUGUGGGUUUAAAUGGCUAUUUUAACGAACAUCUUAAUUGAGAAAUGUAUGAUGUCGAAAAUUAGAAAUGUAAUUUCGCAGAAUAAAUUCCUGUCAAUUUAUUUUAAUUCUCCUAGCAAAAUAAUUCAACUGGCCUAAUUCCUCAUUCGUUAAAUAAUAGACAUACACAUGUAACGCGUUACAUGUUCCAAAUACAAAGUGUUCGUCUCAUUUGGAUAUUUCUAAUGUGUUUUAAUAUUUAUGUAGAUGUAGUAUUCGAGUAUUGAUAAUAUAUAAUGUCAUUGUAUUUAUAUAUUUAGUUACAUGUGAAUGAAUAAUGUGAUGCUGCCAAUAAUUAUAGUGAACAUCAAACUGUAGCGACAUAUUAUAGGAUUGUUAGGAGAAUCGUGAGUCGAAUGUCUUUGCAGAAGUCUGAAAAUGGAUAUGAAUAAGAUGGCUAGAUAGAUUACCAAGUUAUAACGCAGAUAUGCGACACUGUAUCUUGGCGAUUUGUCGAGUUGAUAGCGAAUGAUCUGGACAAUAAAUGAUUCAUGAGUCACGUAACACCUAAGUUACAUAGCAUUAUCACGUAUUCUUUUAAAUGUCAUUUUGUACAUCUACGAGUAAAUGAGUAUUUAUACACUAUCAGUGGUGCGGAGUUGUGUGUGUGUGAUUGUGUAUGUUACUUAACAAUAUAUCAAAGCUAGUCAGAGUGAACCUUGUGUGUGUAAUGUUACUUGAACAGAACAAUGUACAUUUGAUAGUAAAUGCGUUAAAUAUGGCUCGAUUGGCAACGGCUAAGUAUAACAUUAUAUUCUGCGUAUAUUGCCAUUGAAAAAUCACAUUGUCACACAAUCGUCCGAAAUACAAACAAAAUUAUCAAAAUUUUUACGCGAUCUGUUCAACUUCACAAGAGUCACGCCUUAUGAAGAAUUGGAGUGUCUAACAGUUUAUAUAAAUCAUAUGAUAAUCUUUCCAUAAUUAAUAAUAAUUAUUUUUAACGCGAAGGCAAAACUAAUGCAAAGGAUGAACAUUUAGAAUAAGAUUCAUAUCGAGCUUAUAUACAUAAUAUCAAUCUGCAAUUACGAAAAUUUUCAAUAUUUUUAUCAUUACUGUUAUAUUAAUUCUUCAAAUUGAUAUUCGAAGAUAUCACACAAAGAUUAAAAGGAAUAUCAUUAUUUGCGUGCAACUUUAAUGAACUUCUCAUCGAAUUAAUGUAGAAGAGCGCUCAAUUGUUGAUAUUAUUGCGUUCAGUCUCUUUCAAUUUUCCAACUAUGUCCUCCAAAUUUUUACGACGUAUGCAAUACUUCGUUUGAUCGCUUCCGUUUAGCAUAGAGGUA
Molecule: messenger RNA, 6444 nt
Organism: Solenopsis invicta (red fire ant)
Lineage: Eukaryota; Metazoa; Arthropoda; Insecta; Hymenoptera; Formicidae
Exons: 6
Coding region: 354-1928 (524 amino acids)
Cellular component (GO): membrane
Source: RefSeq, a predicted model, not a curated record